This is a messenger RNA of Nerophis ophidion (straightnose pipefish), 5246 nucleotides long. RefSeq names its product dipeptidyl-peptidase 7 (gene dpp7). The coding region runs from base 25 to 1557 and encodes 510 amino acids. Gene Ontology annotation, molecular function: serine-type exopeptidase activity; dipeptidyl-peptidase activity. The record is from RefSeq and is a predicted model, not a curated record. Gene Ontology annotation, cellular component: vesicle. Gene Ontology annotation, biological process: proteolysis. The transcript has 13 exons. NCBI's taxonomy places the organism in Eukaryota, Metazoa, Chordata, Actinopteri, Syngnathiformes, Syngnathidae.
GUGACGUCACUAUGGAGAACUUUCAUGCCUCAGCUCCUUAAGAAGGUCUGUCGCACUCUAGACAUGGCUGGAACGAAGACCAUUUUUUUAACCCUAUUAUUAUUUCACUUUUUCUCCACCAAACUUCUUCAAGCCCUGUCACAAAGCCAAGAUCCGACAGGAAAACAUGGAUACCCGGCACAACUCAAUUUCAAAGAGAAGUAUUUCACGCAGAGUCUUGACCACUUCAACUUCAACGCUAUGGGGAAUGGGACAUUUCUUCAACGAUACCUAAUCACUGAUUCAUACUGGAAGACUGGAUAUGGUCCCAUCUUUUUCUACACUGGCAAUGAAGGAGAUGUCUGGGAUUUUGCCCUCAAUACAGGCUUUCUCAUUGAAUUGGCUGCUCAACAGGAAGCCUUGGUCAUAUUUGCCGAACAUAGGUACUACGGCAAGUCUCUCCCUUUCGGCAAUGAUUCCUUCAACCUUGAAAAGAUUGGCCUGUUGACAGUGGAACAGGCAAUUGCUGAUUACGCCAUCAUGAUCAGUGUGUUGAAACAUCAGCUGGGAGCCACAGAUUGUCCUGUCAUUGUGUUUGGUGGAAGUUAUGGCGGAAUGCUGUCCGUCUAUAUGAGAAUAAAGUACCCAAACAUUGUAGCGGGAGCUCUCGCUGCCAGUGCUCCCAUACUGUCAGUUGCUGGGCUGAGUGAUCCUGGGCAGUUCUUUCGAGAUGUCACAAAUGAUUUUGAGAGCAUUGCCCCAGAAUGCAGAGAUGCUGUUAAAGAAGCUUUUCAUCAGCUUAAAACAUUAGGUGAACUGCAAGAUUACAUGGAAAUCCAGUCUGCAUUCACCCUGUGUAAGCGUCCAUCAUCUGCAGGGGACAUUUACCAGUUAAAUGGCCUGCUUCGGAACGCAUUCACGCUGAUGGCCAUGUUGGAUUAUCCUUACAGCACCCACUUCAUGGGCAACAUGCCUGCCAACCCUGUCAAGGUUGCUUGUGAUACUAUGCUUGGUGGAGCUGACCUUUUGGCUAAUCUGAGGAAUACUGCAGGGAUUGUGUAUAACGCAAGUGGCUUGCUGACAUGUUUUGAUCUUAAUAGCCUGUUUGUUAUGUGUGCUGAUCCUACCGGCUGUGGACUUGGCUUCAACAGCAUGGCCUGGGAUUACCAGGCAUGCACAGAGAUAAAUCUCUGUUAUGAGAGCAACAACAUCACAGACAUGUUCCCUGCAAUGACCUUCACAGAAAAAGAACGCAUGCAAUACUGCUCCAAAAAGUGGGGUGUGAUCCCGAGACCAGACUGGCUUAAAACACAGUUUUGGGGUGAUGCUCUCUCCACAGCCAGCAAAAUCAUUUUCUCCAAUGGAGAUCUGGACCCAUGGGCAAAUGGAGGGGUGCGGAAGUCCCUGAGUUCAUCACUGAUAGCUAUCAACAUUUCUGAGGGAGCUCAUCAUCUAGAUUUGAGAGGGACCAAUGAUGCUGAUCCGGCCUCAGUAAUCAAAGCCAGGAAGACUGAGGCAGAGAUCAUCAGACAGUGGGUGACGACAGAGAGGACAAUGAAAAGCAAACAUUCACCUUAAUGUAUUGAAUUGCAUCCGGACAGUGUUCACAGCGCUGCACUGUGUCCUCCAUAUUUUACACGCUAUACCCUAUAAUGACAAUGUGAAAGGUUUAUUUAUUUUUUAUUUUUUUAAAGUUUCUUUAAAAUGUAUGAACAAAAAAAAAGUAAGAAAUCACAUGUGCAUAAGUAUUCACGGCAUUUCCUCAAUACUUUUUUGAUGCACUUUCAGCAACAAUUACAGCCUCAAGUCUUUUUGAGUAUGAGCUUGGCACACCUAUCACAGCCAUUUUCAGAUCCCACCAUGUUCAAUUGUAUUCAAGUCUGGGUUCUGGGCGGGCCACUCAAGGACAUUUACCCCGUGUUCCUGAAGCCAUUCCUUUGAAGUCUUGUCCGUGUGCUUAGAGUCAUCAUCCCGCAGUAAGAUGAACAGUCGCCCCAGUCUGAGUUCAAGAGUGCUCUUGAGCAGGUUUUCAUCCAGGGUGUCUUUGUACGUUGUUGCAUUCACCUUUCCCUCUAUGCUGACCCGUCUCCUAGUUCCUGCUGCUGAAAAACAUCCCCACUGCAUGAUGCUGCCACCACAAUGCUUCAAGGGGAACAUUAUCACAAUUUCAGAAAGGUUAAAACCCAUAAAAAUAAGUUCCCAGUGGCUUAUUUUAUUUUUCAAAGUUUUUUUCAAAAUUUUACCCAUCCCGGAAUAUCCGUAAAAAAAGCUUUAAAGUGCCUGAUUUUCACUAUCUGUGAAGCCACCGUCCAUUUUUCUGUGACGUCAUCCAGUGAUGCCAAUACGGAUAGCACAGCAAGAUAUAGCGACAUUAGCUCGGAUUCAGACUCUGACUUCAGCGCCUUAAGCCAUUCAACAGAUUACGCAUGUAUUGAAACGGACGGUUGGAGUAUGAAGGCAGAUAGCGAAAAUGAAAUUGAAGAAGAAACUGAAACUAUUGAGCGAAUAGCUAUUGACGCUAUUCGGCCAUGUCUGCCUUAGCAUCACCGGUAAAAUGUGCAGACCAACAAUCGGAAGUUUUGCAUCUUGUGACACUGGAUCAACUUAAAUCUGUUGAUUGGUAAGUGUUUGUUUGGCAUGAAAUGUGGGUGGAGGGAAACGCUGGAUGAAAAUAUAUUUUCAAAUGUACAUACAGCUAGCCUAAAUAGCAUGUUAGCAUCAAUUAGCUGGCAGUCAUGCCGCGACCAAAUAUGUCUGAUUAGCACAUACGUAAGUCAAUAACAUCAACAAAACUCACCUUUGUGAUUUCGUUGACUUUAUCAUUGGAAAUGCAUCUGCAGGUUAUCCAUACAUCUCUGUGUCAUGUCUGCCUUAGCAUCGCCGGUAAAAUGUGCAGACACUCCGGCACAUUCAAUGGGGUCAGGCGGCAGAUUUAUUUGACUUUAUCGUUGGAAAUGCAUCUGCUUUGAGUGUCGCAGGAUAUCCACACAAUUUUGCCAUCUCUGUAGUAGCAUAACUUUCGUCGGUAAAGUGUGCGGAACAAACGACUGACCAUUUCUUCGGCUUUACCCACACCCUCGUAUUUUGAACAAAUUUCGUCCAAUUUCUUGCCACUUUCGCAUCUUUGGGCCAGUGGUGCAACUUGAAUCCCUCCCUGUUCGUGUUGUUACACCCUCCGACAACACACCGACGAGGCAUGAUGUCUCCAAGGUUCCAGAAAAUAGUCGAAAAAACGGAAAAUAACAGCGCUGAGAGCCGGUGUUUGUAAUGUGUUUGAGAAAAUGGUGACGUCACGUUCUGACGUCAUCGCUCCGAGAGCAAUAAAUAGAAAGGCGUUUAAUUCACCAAAAUUCACCCAGAGUUCGGAAAUGGGUUAAAAAAAUAUAUGGUCUUUUUUCUGCAACAUCAAGGUAUAUAUUGACGCUUGCAUAGGUCUGGUGAUAAUGUUCCCCUUUCACUGUAUUGACCUGGUAAUUACUGGUGCCUGGUUUCUUCCAAUAAUGACGUCUAGCACUCACGCCAAAGAGGUAAAUGUUUGUCUCAUCAGAUCUUUGUUCUCAUGGUCUUAAGUGUCAAACUUUUACGAAGGAACGGCUUCCGUCUGGCCACUCUACAGGCCUGAUGGGUGGAUUGCUGCAGAGAUUGUCGUCUUUUUGUUAGGUUCUCCUCUCUCCACAGAGGAAUGCUGUCGCUCUGACAGAGUGACCAUCAAGUUCUUGGUCACCUCCCUUCUCCCUCGACCACUCAGUUUAGGCUGUACAGCUGUAGGGAGAGUCCUGGCAGCUUCAAACUUCCAUUUACGGAUGAUGGAGGCCACUGUGCUAAUUGGAACCUUCAAGGCAGCAGAUAGUUUUCUGUACUCUUCCCAAUAUUUGUGCCUCAUAAAAAUCCUGUCUCGGAAGUCUACAGACAAUUCCUUCGACUUCAUGCUUGGUUGGUGCUCUGCUAUGCACUGUCAUGUGUGUGACCUCAUAUGUAGACAGGUAUGUGCCUUUCCAAAUCAUGUCCAACCAACUGAAUUUACCACAGGUGGACUCCAAUUAAGCUGUAAGAACAUCUCAUGGAUGAUCAGUUGAACUCAUUUUUGAGCUUCAUGGCAGAGGCUUUGAAUACUUACUGUAUAUGUCACACUGAGUUGAUGACGAACCCCAAGAUGCAGAGAUGGCGGCAGGCAAUGUGCGGGAAAACAUAAUUUAAUGUCCAAAAGUAAAAAUAAAGAAAAAAAAAACACGAACCAGGAACAACCAAACUGGAAGCAGGGAACAGGAACUAGGAACAAAAAGACAGCACGCUGCAAACAGCUACAGGUUCAAUGACAAGUAUUGAUGACAAUAAUCCAGCACUGACUGGAGGAGAAAGCAGGUCUAAAUAGUUUCUGGCUGAUUGACACCAGGUGUGGCCAGGUGCCCAUCAGCCGCAGCUGAGGGGACACAGCACUCAGAGAAACAAGCAGGAAAUAAAAGCGCUGUCAGGAAACAGACAAAAAGCAGAAGAAAAACUAAAACAGAGCCAAACUGUCAGGGACAAGCCUGACAGUAUGUACAUGUGAAUUCUUAGUUUUUUAUUUUUAUUAAAUGUUUAAACUAUUCUAAAAAAAAAAACAUUCACAUUGUCAAUAUGGGUUUACUGUGUGUAGAACUUUGAGGACUUAAAUUAACUUAUUCAAUUUUGCAAUAAAGCUGCACAUAAGAAAAUUAAAAAUGAAGCGCUGUGCUUUCCAGAUGCACCAUAUUUCCUUGUGCUCUGUGUAAUUAUGUCUUGAAAUUUCAAAACAGUUGGGGCUGGGUAAGUUGAGGUCUGAUUGUUUUGCUAGAGUUUGAUUGAUUGAUUGAUUGAUAUUUUUGUUUGUAGAUUGGACAGUUCAAUACGUAUUCCGUACAAUUGACCACUAAAUGGUAACACCCGAAUAAGUUUUUCAACUUGUUUAAAUCGGGUCCACGUUAAUCAAUUCAUGGUUCAUUUCGCGAUAUUGCCAGCUACACAUACAUUUACAGCAUAGAGGGAAACAAAGAUAUAUUAAUUCAACCAAAACAGUGUCAAAGGGCAGUACAAGCAGCUAAUCAAAAUGAGUCAAAGAGAUCAUUUAAAUCCAAGUCAAAAUGAUGGUCUUCUUUCACCUGUUGGCUUCUGGUCUUCUUUCGCUUGUUGGCUUUAAGCCAUCCAUCCAUCCAUCCAUUUACAUGUUUACAUGCAUGUUUUCUGUAAAUGCGGUUGUUUAUUUUAUUGUACAUUUUAACAUGAUCCGAAUAAAUUGUAUUUUAACAAUC